AUGUCUAACGCAUGGGGGGUUCGUGGGCGUACCAAGAUUCGGCCACCAAAGAAGAUUGUUUCUGGCGAGAUCGACUUUGAAAAGACCUGGACCAUAAUCAGAGACGCGAUUCAAGAGAUUCAACAUAAAAAUGCUUCAAAGUUGUCGUUUGAAGAACUUUACCGGAAGGCGUACAAUUUAGUGUUGCGCAAGAAGGGAAAGAUGCUCUACGACCAUGUGGAGCUCACCAUACAACAAUACUUACUGAAUGAAACUCGCAAGCAACUUCUCGAGAGUCUCAAUAAUGAUGAUAACAGAACAUUCUUGUUAAAACUUAACAAUGUCUGGGAAGACCAUUUGCUGAGCAUGCGUAUGAUCAGCGAUGUGCUAAUGUAUCUUGACAGGGUUUACGCCAAAGAGUUCCAUUUACCACUGAUUUACGAUGUUGGGCUCAAGGCUUUCAGGGAUAGUGUAAUCAAGUACAAUCAAAACGAGAUUGGUAUGGCAGUUAUUGACAUCAUCAUUGAAUACAUCAAUCGCAGCAGACACGGUGAAAUCAUUGACAAGUUUAUCAUCAAGGCGAUCAUCUACAUGUUCAGCUCACUUUCAGAGACAAUAUCCAUGGAUUCAGACGACAAGGUUCCAUAUGGAGAAAAUUACUAUCUUCGCUACUUUGAGCCUGUAUUAUUACAACAAAGUCACACAUAUUUUGAACAGAAAGCUACUGAGCUUCUUACAUACCAAUCGGGUACGAUAUACAUUGAUAAUGUUACGCAACUUAGCCAAGAUGAGGAGGCACGUAUCCAGUUAUACCUUCCUGAUGUGACGUCGCCGAAACUUAUCGAGCUGAUGGACAACGAUCUGAUAACACGGCAUAUGGAGUCAAUAAUGAAACUUGAGAAUGAUGGACUUCGAAACUGGAUUAGUGAAAAUAAUUUCAAAAUGUUGGCCUCGUUGUAUAGGCUCAUUGGACGAGUUGAUUCCGAGUUUGAAAUGCUUAAAAGACAACUUCGCCUUAUAGUUCUAAGUAACUGCGAGAACCUGAAUAGCAAAACAAAAGAGGAGUUGGACCUUCAAGAAAAAACCGCUGAAGAACAGGAUCCAGAUAAAAGAGCAAAGAAGAAGAGUGGUAAGGAAAGCGCUACACAGUUUGCUGUGCGCUGGAUUCAAAAUUUCUUGGAUCUCAAGGAGAAGUAUGACGUGAUAAUCAAGAAUGCUUUUGAUGGAAAUCCCGGCAUUGUGAGAGAAGUUGAAUCUUCCGUCUCCGAAUUUCUGAAUUCUGAUAAUAAAACUGCAGAGUACCUCUCGCUGUACAUUGACGAUGGUAUCAAAAAAUCAUUCAAGGACAAAUCGCAGGAAGAAGUGGAAAAUCUACUGGACAAAUCAAUCAUCGUCUUCCGGUUCAUCAAAGAAAAGGAUGUUUUCGAGAAAUACUAUAAGAAUCAUCUCGCAAGGCGUCUGUUGCAACAGAAAUCGAGCUCUAACGAUAUUGAAAUGAAUAUGAUCACCAAACUCAAACAAGAAAUAGGCUCGUCAUUUACAUCACAGUUUGAAGGAAUGUUUAAAGAUAUCAAGACCUCACAAGAUUUAUCAGGGGAGUUUAAUCGAAAACUCUCUGGAGACGAGGAAAUUCGCAAAGUCAAUGGUAGAAGGUUGGAUAUGGAAACAUCAAUAUUAACUACCACCUUCUGGCCUAUGCCAAUCAACAAAGCGUUGAGUGAAGUGCAAUACCCAGAAGAGCUUGAGCUUUUAAGAAAUAGAUACGAGUCAUUUUACAUGACUAAAUAUGGUGGACGAAAUCUAACGUGGGCUCCCAACUUUGGUACCGUUGACAUUCGCAUUCACUAUCCGAAAAAGACGUACGAAGUGAACAUGUCAACAUAUUCUGCGAUUAUCAUUCUGACAUGUUUUAGAGAGGGCUCGGAUAAACAAGAAUACACUUUUGAAGAGAUUCACGAAAUAACAAGAAUUCCCAAGCCGGACUUGAUACGGCAUUUGCAAUCUAUUUCAGUCGCUUCGAGAACCAGACUACUGAAGAAAGAUCCGAUGUCCAAGGAUAUUCGCCCUAUGGAUGUCUUCUCAGUCAAUGAGCAGUUCAAGUCUCCUCAAACAAAAAUUAAGGUUUCCACUGUUUCUUCAGGCUCGAAGGUUGAAGACGAUUCGCAGAGAUCUGAGACAAUGGAUGCCAUUAAUAAAUCAAGAAUUCUUGAAACUGAAGCUGCGGUUGUGCGUAUUAUGAAAGCUCGCAGACAAUCCAAUCAUCAGGAGCUGGUGAACGAGGUUAUUCGUCAGCUCAUCAGCAGAUUCAAGCCACAGCCUUCAUUUAUCAAGCAGAGAAUUGAGGACCUGAUUGAGAAAGAGUAUCUGGCAAGAGAUGAAGCUGAUAGAAAUAUAUACCAUUACUUAGCAUGA
Ogataea parapolymorpha DL-1 is the source of this 2391-nucleotide messenger RNA. Its product is annotated as Cullin. Gene Ontology annotation, cellular component: Cul3-RING ubiquitin ligase complex. Gene Ontology annotation, molecular function: ubiquitin protein ligase binding. Lineage: Eukaryota; Fungi; Ascomycota; Pichiomycetes; Pichiales; Pichiaceae. The record is from RefSeq and is a predicted model, not a curated record. The transcript has a single exon. Gene Ontology annotation, biological process: protein ubiquitination; ubiquitin-dependent protein catabolic process. Bases 1 to 2391 code for a protein of 796 amino acids.